This is a messenger RNA of Dermatophagoides pteronyssinus (European house dust mite), 2616 nucleotides long. It is a transcript of the gene trio, whose product is annotated as trio Rho guanine nucleotide exchange factor. Gene Ontology annotation, molecular function: guanyl-nucleotide exchange factor activity; protein binding. Gene Ontology annotation, cellular component: cytoplasm; extrinsic component of membrane. Gene Ontology annotation, biological process: intracellular signal transduction. Lineage: Eukaryota; Metazoa; Arthropoda; Arachnida; Sarcoptiformes; Pyroglyphidae. The record is from RefSeq and is a predicted model, not a curated record.
CAGAAUCAUUCCUCAACAAAUAAUAAACAGAUUUCAUCAAAUCAUUCAUCAUCAUCAUCCACAGCAUCAAAUUCAUCAUCAUCAUCAUCGGCAACAUUAUUAAAUCAAAAUCAAUUAAUUGAUGAAUCAACAAUUGUAAUCGAUCCAAAUAUAUCGACAACAAUGAUUGUUGUUAAUAAUAAUAAUAAUAAAACAACAACAACAAAUAAUAGUAAUCAUGUGAAUAAUGUUUCAACAACAAUCAAAUCAUCAUCAUCAACUAUUAAUGAUAGUGGUAAUAGUGUUGGUACAGGUGAAGAAGAUUGUGAUUUAACCGAAAUUGAAAUACCACCACCAAUGGCUGUUAUACAGGAACAUAAUUAUCAAACAAUCAUGUCAUCAUCAUCAACAACAACAACAAAAAUAUCACAAGAUUCAUCGAAAGAAAUAAUGAUCGAUGAACAGCAACAAGAAUCAAAUAUUGAACAAAUGGUGAAUAGGAUUAGCCUUGAAGGCGACGAUGAUAGUCAACAACAACAACAACAGAAAGAAUAUUCUGGUCGUGAUAAUGCUACUGUUGUUGGUGAUAAUGAAAAUGAAACAAUCAAUGAACAAAAUAUUAAUAAUUUAGAUGAUUAUAAUGAUAAUGAUGCUGAUGAUGAAUCAAAAGAAAAAGAACGUGCAUUAGAAAAAAGAAAAUUUGUAAUGUUAGAAUUGAUUGAAACUGAAAGAGAUUAUGUACAACAUUUAGGAAUGAUUGUUGAUGAUUAUAUUCGAUUAUUUCGUAAUAAUACAGAUGAUAUUUGUUCGAUUGAUAAUAUACAAAUACCAGAUGAUUUAAAAGGUGGUAAAUAUAAAAUUGUUUUUGGUAAUAUUGAAAAUAUACAUGAAUGGCAUAAAGAUUAUUUUUUACCCGAAUUGGAUCGUUGUAUUGAAGAACCAGCUAGAUUAGGAAAAAUAUUUCGAAAAUAUGAACGACGUUUAAAUAUGUAUGUUGUUUAUUGCCAGAAUAAACCAUUAUCCGAAGCUGUUGUUUCUGAUUAUUUUGAAUUUUUUGAGGAUAUACGAUUAAAACUUGGUCAUAAAUUACAUUUAAGUGAUUUAUUAAUCAAACCAGUACAACGUAUAAUGAAAUAUCAAUUAUUAUUGAAAGAUGUAUUACGUUGUACAGAAAAAUCCGGUAUUGUUGGUGAAGAGAUUGAUGAUUUGAAAAAAGUUGUACAAAUAAUGAUUGUUGUACCGAAAACAGCUAAUGAUAUGAUGAUGGUAUCAAGAUUACAAAAUUUUGAUGGAAAAAUAUCUGCUCAAGGAAAAUUGCUACAACAAGGACAACUAUCAGUUGCCGAUAUUGUUUUUCAUUAUGGAACAAAUAUGAAUUUUCAAACAAUAAAGCUCAAAGAACGACAAGUAUUUUUAUUCGAACAAAUAAUUAUAUUCAGUGAACAAGUUGGCCAAAAAACACAAUUUUCAAAUCCAAAUUAUUUAUAUAAAAAUCAUCUACAAGUGAACAAAAUGUCAUUAAUACCAGAUAAAUCAUUAUCACUUGAUCCAAAACAAUUUAUAUUGAAAUCAAAAGAUCCACAACAAGAUGGUUUAGCAUUUUUAUGUGAAGGACAAACAAAAGAUGCUUCAAAUGAAUGGGUUUCUAAUAUACGUGCAAUACUUGAUACACAGCAAGAUUUUUUACGUGCACUACAAUCACCAAUUGCAUAUCAAAAAGAGCUAACAAAAGAAAUUUCGGCACCGGAAUUAUGUUCAUUAUGGAAUCCAUCAUUGAGAAAAACAUUAUCACAUCCACCAGCUUAUAUUGCUGCCAAUCGAGAUAAAUCAAAAUCAUCAUCAUCAACAACGACAGCAACAACAACAACAACAUCAAAAACAGUAACAACUACUACAUUGACAGAUGGAAAAUCAUCAUCAACAACAACAACAACACUUGGUACAACGCAAACAUCUAAAUCCGUAAGGAUUACAUCAAAUACAAAAAUUAAAAAUGAAAAACAUCAUCAUCAUAUACCACGUAUACAUAAUAAUAAUCAGCAACAUAAUGGUUCAUCAAAUAUUGAUAAAUUAAUGAUGAUGAAUCAGAAUGGUGAUUCAAUAUCGUCAUCAACCCUACCAUCAUCAUCAUCACAAUCAUCAUCAUCAACAGCGAUUAUACCGAAACAACAACAUCCCACCAAUUCAUUUAAAGAGAAAAAACGUUCGAUAAUUGAUGGAUUUAAAAAAUCAUUUAAAAAUAAACGUAAUGAUCUACUUGGUGGUGGUGGUGGUGGUGGAUUAGAUAUUACAACAACAUCUAGUCAUCAUAGUUUUGAUUCAUCAUCCAUUUCAAAGAAAACAUCAUUAACAAAUGAUUAUCUUAAUAAAAUGAAUCCAUCGAUCAGGCGUUGGUCGGAACAGACUAACGUCACUGCUACAGCCGCCGCCUCCGCCACCACAAUACCACCACCACCAUCAUCAUCAUCAUCAUCAUCAUCAAAAUCGUCCAAAUCCUCAUCGAAUACAUCGAACAAAUGAUGAUGAUGAUGAUGAUUGACUCAAAUUGAAAAUCGGAUAUUGUUGUUGUUGUUGUUGUUAUGAACCUUUAUGUUUUUUUUUCUAAUUUCCAACAUGAUCUCAUGAUCAAAACAAUUA